UCAAGAUACAGAAGAGAAACUCAAAUAUCUUCACAUCCCAGUGGCAUUUUGACGCAGCCGGGCCCCAAGAACUGACACUACUCUCUCUACAACAAUAUAACAAGACUUGAGAGACGAUUUUUCCCCCUAUAGCGCUAUAUCACAAUGACAGUCUGAUGUAUUGGAAUGUGUAAGACAAUAGCAAGAAGAGAGGAAAUACCGGAGAGCUGCUGCCUGUUGACAGAGGUAGCAUAAACGUCUUUGUCUUUGUUUUUAAAACAUAACCAAGCGACAACAAUGAAACCUCAAGAUAUUAUAAAGGAAAAGAACAGCCUGUGGAUAUUUGGAUAUGGCUCCUUAGUGUGGAACCCUGGUUUUGCUUACAAAAGGAGCAAAAUCGGCUUUAUUAAAGGGUACAAAAGACGCUUCUGGCAUGGAGAUGAUUUUUAUCGAGGAGACAAGGAAAAGCUUGCCAGAGUGGUCACACUAGUGGAGGAUCAGGAGGCUUGUACAUGGGGAGUGGCCUAUGAAGUCACUGACUCCCAGAUCGAAGAAUCCCUUCAGCACCUGAACAUGAGAGAGGUCGUGUUGGGGGGUUACAUAACAAAGACGGUGGAGUUCAUCCCUAAGGAAAAAGGCCAGGGGCCGCUGUUGGCCCUCGUCUACAUCGCCACCUCCAGCAACCCCAUCUACCUGGGCCCGGCCUCGGAAAAAGACAUCGCUGCCCAGAUCGCCUCCUGCAGCGGCAACAAGGGCCACAACAUUGAAUACCUGGUCCGCCUUGUGGAGUUCAUGAGGCUUUACUGUCCCGAGGUGGAGGACGAGCACCUGUUCUCCAUCGAAGCUGCACUUUUAAACAUUUACAGUGACUGUGGAGGGAUCAAACCCGCUGACCAGAAAGCCAUACUGGUGGGAGCUACAUAAAAGACUCCACAAGAAGAUACUCCACAUCUUAAAGAUGUUCACGCUUUUAUAGUGGGUGAAAGGGUCAUGAAGGGUAUUUUGUACUUGAGAGAGGAAUACCUAAUUUGACAUUUAUGGUGGCUAACAAUUUUUAGGUUGUUACAUAACUUUACAGACUUAUCUCAAGUUCCUCCAUGCUCUACCUUUGACCUUUUCGACUAUGAAGACAGGUUGUACACACUGUAUCACAUACUGUACAGAAACUCCAGAAGCAUGUGAAAAAAGUCACACUGAGAGAUGACCUCUCUUUUUGAAUCCUAUGUUUUACACCUUUGUUGUAAAAGGAUCUCAAAAGCUGUUGUAAACUGUGCAUAGUUUUAAAAAUUAUUUUAAUAAAAACGAUUAAAUCUG
This is a messenger RNA of Lates calcarifer (barramundi perch), 1293 nucleotides long. RefSeq names its product glutathione-specific gamma-glutamylcyclotransferase 1. The transcript has 3 exons. Gene Ontology annotation, molecular function: glutathione specific gamma-glutamylcyclotransferase activity; gamma-glutamylcyclotransferase activity. The record is from RefSeq and is a predicted model, not a curated record. Lineage: Eukaryota; Metazoa; Chordata; Actinopteri; Centropomidae. Gene Ontology annotation, biological process: glutathione catabolic process. Gene Ontology annotation, cellular component: cytoplasm. The coding region runs from base 277 to 903 and encodes 208 amino acids.